Lotus japonicus is the source of this 3411-nucleotide messenger RNA. RefSeq names its product probable LRR receptor-like serine/threonine-protein kinase At1g12460. Gene Ontology annotation, molecular function: protein binding; ATP binding; protein kinase activity. Bases 467 to 3136 code for a protein of 889 amino acids. The record is from RefSeq and is a predicted model, not a curated record. Gene Ontology annotation, biological process: protein phosphorylation. NCBI's taxonomy places the organism in Eukaryota, Viridiplantae, Streptophyta, Magnoliopsida, Fabales, Fabaceae. The transcript has 3 exons.
CCCUUCGCCAGAAAACGGUACAAGUAGAAACAAACACCCACCUUGACUCUCUUUCCUUUCCACUCAUCUCAUCUUCUUUGUUUUAUUUUAUUUCCUUCCCCCAAUGUUCCUACCUCAUAUCAUAUCCUCUAUUUAUUUGGUGCUCAUUAAGAUGGGGUUGAUGACAGUGACUACGGUGAUGGUGGUGGUGGUGGAAACAUGGUUGGUGGUGAAGAAUAAAUACCGGGCAAUAAGGACAGACAGGACAUGAAAGUGCUGAGAGAGAGAAAGAACAGGUAACUGAAGCUCUCACACACACAAACAUUGUUAAAGUCAAUUAAUGGGAAUGCUCACACUUGGUCAAGGUCGUGACUUUUUGUUUCUCAUAGCACCGACAUUUCACAUAACCUCAAACAUGGUGGCUGAGGAACCAAUUUGGUUCCGAGAACUAUGAUGUCUGAGGGGUGAUGAUCACAUUGUUUCGAGCAUGAGACUGCACUGCAAAAUCCAUCUCUCUCAUGCUCUAUUCUGCGCCAUUCUCUGUUUCAUUUCCUCUGUGUUCAUGGUCUCACCAGCAACAGAGAAGGAGAUUUUGCUCCAAUUCAAGGGAAAUGUCACAGAAGAUCCACACAACAGUUUGACUUCGUGGGUUUCUAGUGGAGACCCUUGCCAGAAUUUCAAUGGUGUUACCUGUGACUCUGAAGGGUUUGUGGAGAGAAUUGUUCUUUGGAACACUAGCUUAGGUGGGGUGUUGUCCCCUGCUCUAUCAGGGUUGAAGAGGUUGAGGAUUUUGACAUUGUUCGGGAAUCGGUUUUCGGGUAGUAUUCCAGGAGAAUUUGCUGAUCUUCAGUCAUUGUGGAAGAUCAAUUUCAGCUCCAAUGCGUUAUCUGGUUCGAUCCCUGAGUUCAUAGGUGAUUUGCCUAACAUUCGGUUUCUAGAUUUGUCAAAAAAUGGCUUUGUUGGGGUGAUACCUUUGGCUUUGUUUAAGUACUGCUACAAAACCAGGUUUGUUUCUCUUUCUCAUAACAAUCUUGCUGGUCCAAUUCCUGUGUCCUUGGUGAAUUGCUCCAACCUUGAAGGGUUUGAUUUUUCAUUCAACAAUCUCAGUGGGGUUGUCCCUUCAGGAAUUUGUGGCAUUCCAAGGUUAUCAUAUGUGUCUCUGAGAAGCAAUGGCUUAUCAGGGAGUGUGCAAGAGCAGAUUUCAGCAUGCAAAAGUCUCAUGCUGUUGGAUUUUGGUAGUAAUAGAUUCUCUGAUUUGGCCCCAUUUGGCAUCCUUGGAAUGCAAAAUCUUACCUACUUCAAUGUAUCUUACAAUGGGUUUAGAGGACAGAUUCCUGAGAUCACUUCAUGUAGUGAGAGAUUGGAAAUCUUUGAUGCUUCAGGGAAUGAUUUGGAUGGGGAGAUUCCCUCCAGCAUAACUAGAUGCAAGAACUUGAAGCUCUUGGACUUGGAGUUGAAUAGGCUGAAAGGGACUAUCCCAGUUAAUAUUCAGGAAUUGAGAGGGCUGUUGGUUAUCAAAUUGGGGAAUAAUUCUAUCAGUGGAAUGAUUCCCAAGGGUUUUGGCAACAUUGAGCUGCUUGAAUUGCUGGCUUUGCAGAAUCUAAACCUCAAUGGAGAAAUUCCAGUUGAUAUAAGCAAUUGCAAGUUUCUUCUUGAGCUGAAUGUUUCUGGUAAUAACUUGGAGGGUGAGAUUCCUCAGACCCUUUACAAAAUGACAAAUAUGAAAGCUCUUGACCUACAUCAUAACCAGCUAUAUGGAAGCAUUCCACCAAGCCUAGGAAACCUAUCAAGGAUCCAAUACCUAGAUCUGUCACAUAAUUCACUGUCUGAUUCAAUUCCUCUUUCCCUUGGAAAAUUAGAAAAAUUGACACAUUUUGAUCUCUCAUUCAACAAUCUCUCUGGUGUCAUUCCUGAUGUUGCUAACAUACAGCGUUUUGAUGCAUCUGCAUUUUCCAAUAAUCCUUUUCUCUGUGGUCCUCCUUUGGACACCCCUUGCUCAGCAAACGGAACUGUACCACCGUCAGCUCCUGGCAAGAAGACUAAAGUUCUCAGUGUCUCUGCUAUUGUUGCAAUUGUUGCUGCAGCUGUAAUUCUUACUGGGGUUUGCUUGGUGACCAUCAUGAAUAUUAAGGCUCGACACAGGAAAAAAGAUGAUGACCAGAUUAUGAUUGCUGAGAGCACACCUCUUGGGUCAACAGAAUCAAAUGUUAUAAUUGGAAAGCUGGUUCUCUUCAGCAAAAGCUUACCAUCAAAAUAUGAAGAUUGGGAGGCGGGUACCAAAGCAUUGCUUGACAAGGAGUCUCUGAUAGGUGGGGGAUCAAUUGGUACAGUCUACAAAACUGAUUUUGAAGGUGGCGUCUCAAUUGCAGUGAAGAAGCUCGAGAGUUUGGGAAGGAUUAGAAAUCAGGAGGAAUUCGAACAUGAAAUCGGGCGGCUAGGAAAUCUUCAACACCCUAAUUUGGUUGCUUUCCAAGGUUACUACUGGUCCUCUUCAAUGCAAUUGAUUCUAUCAGAGUUUGUCCCAAAUGGGAACCUCUAUGAUAAUCUGCAUGGGUUUGGCUAUCCUGGAACAAGCACUAGCAGAGGUAAUAGGAAAUUACAUUGGUCUCAUAGAUUCCAAAUUGCACUUGGAACUGCUAGAGCCCUUGCCUAUCUCCAUCAUGAUUGUCGACCUCCGAUUCUUCAUCUCAACAUUAAAUCCUCUAACAUACUUUUGGAUGACAAGUAUGAACCUAAGUUGUCUGAUUAUGGAUUGGGAAAGUUGCUUCCCAUUUUGGAUAAUUAUGGUCUGACCAAGUUUCACAAUGUUGUUGGAUAUGUUGCACCUGAGUUGGCUCAGAGCAUGAGGCAGAGUGAGAAGUGUGAUGUUUACAGUUUCGGGGUCAUUCUUUUGGAGCUGGUUACAGGGAGAAAGCCAGUUGAAAGUCCAACCUCAAAUGAGGUGGUGGUUUUGUGUGAAUAUGUAAGAGGUUUGUUGGAGACUGGCUCAGCUUCAAAUUGCUUUGACAGAAAUUUAGUAGGCUUUGCUGAGAAUGAAUUGAUUCAGGUUAUGAAAUUGGGGCUAAUUUGUACUUCGGAGGAUCCUUUAAGGAGACCAAGCAUGGCUGAGGUUGUCCAGGUCCUUGAGUCCAUUAGAAAUGGAUUGGAAUCCCAUUAACCAGUAAGUACUUUUCCAUGCUUCUCAAAAUUUAAGUAAUUGAUUAAUUUGAUAAGUUCUUCUAGCAAAGUAGGGGUAUCAGAUAGAGCAUACAUGGAAGGAAAUUUGGAAUGAAAAGGAUAAGAGGGGGGAGGUGAAAGGCUGUUACUUAGGUAUUCAGAACUGAAGAAAGAAAAAAAAGGACAAAAAUUCUUUUGAAUUCAUUUUUAUAUUACCCAUUUUUUUUCUGUAAAGUCUGUAAUAUUUUCAAUAAAAGGCAUUUGUUUAUUCCAUUG